GGCAAAUCCAUGAUUUACUUACAUAUAUUUUAUGCUUGCUUUUGUAACGUAAUCAUUAUCAUUAUCAUAUUCAUCUUCUUGAGAGAAUUUGGUUGAAGCUUAUACCUAUAGAAAAGUGAUGACUAGGAGCCUUCCUCCAAUUCAGUUUGUUUUUGAUAGUCAUGGCCAUUUGAUUGGUGCCAAAGAUUCCCAAGUGGACUCCUAUGGUGGAUUCAGCAAUAUGGACGAUCAGGCCCAGAAUGUUUUCAAAAAUUUCAAUGAUGGGGUUAGUUCCACAAUGAAAUGGGCUACAAUAGCUUCUAUUGUUUCAGGUGUGGUGGUGAUGGUUGCAAUUGUAGCCAUAGUAUAUGCCAUUAUUGAUUGUUUGAGGAAGGCAGGGACUGCAAUUCCAACUUAUGCCAGGUUAGCCACUGCAGACACUGAUAAAGCUUCAAAUCCACAUUCAUCAUCCCAAGACAUCGAAAAAGCAGAAACACCACUUUUCCCAGUACUUAGAGACUCACAAGUCGAGCAUGCAACCAUGGAGAGAUUCCUCAGCAACAUGGCAAGAGAAAAGCCCAUCAGGUUCUCACCUAAACAACUUGCAGAAUUCACAGAAAAUUACUCCACCAUAUUGGGUUCAGGCGGUUUUGGUGUAGUCUUCAAAGGGCAAUUCCCAAAUGGAAUGCAAGUGGCUGUCAAAGUGCUUAAUGGUGAAUUGAAUAAGAGAGUUGAAGAGCAGUUUAUGGCCGAAGUUAGCACCAUGGGAAGAACCUACCAUAUCAACUUAGUUAGACUCUAUGGUUUUUGCUUCGACCCCAUGAUGAGAGCACUUGUUUACGAGUGCAUGGAAAAUGGUAGCCUUGACAACUUCUUGUUCCGUGAGAACAGCCAAGAGAGGUUGGAAUGGGAGAAGCUUUAUGACAUUGCAGUUGGAACUGCAAAAGGGAUUGCUUAUUUGCAUGAGGAAUGUCAACAAAGAAUUAUUCACUAUGAUAUAAAGCCAGGAAAUGUACUUCUUGAUAAAAAUUUGAAUCCAAAAGUUGCUGAUUUUGGAUUAGCAAAGCUUUGUAACAGAGGAAGUAGUCGCUUACUAUUAACAAAUGGCAGAGGAACACCAGGAUAUGCUGCUCCUGAGCUCUGGAAGCCUUAUCCUGUGACUCACAAGUGUGAUGUUUACAGCUUUGGAAUGCUGCUCUUUGAAAUUGUGGGGAGGAGAAGAAAUUUUGAUGAGAAUCAAACUGAGUCACGACAAUGGCUUCCACGAUGGACAUGGGACAUGUUUGACAAUACUGAAUUAGCAGUUAUGAUGUCACUUUGUGGGAUUGAAGAGAAGGACAAAGAAAAGGCAGAGAGGGUGACAAUGGUGGCUCUGUGGUGUGUUCAGUAUUCACCUGAUGACAGACCUCUAAUGAGCACUGUGGUGAAGAUGUUGGAGGGAAGCAUGGAAAUUACUCCACCACCUUUUCCUUUUGAGCACAUGGUAUCUCCUAACCCAACUAUGAACCUAGAUAAUGGAAGCAAUGGGGGUUCGAAUACCACAUCAAUAUCAUCAUCAAGUGCAAACACUCUUGAGCAAUCUAAUUCCAAACCUGUGGAUAGAACUUUUGAGAUUGAAUUAGCUACUUAGUCUAUAUUUACUCAGAUUAUGGUUGUAUAUCUUUCUCAAAAAAGAAAAAAAAGAAAAAGAAAUAGAUUAUGGUUGUAUAUGUACGCAGAUGUAUAACAUUCUUUAAUAAUGUUUACAUACAUGAUACAUGAUACAUGAUUGCAUUGUU
Messenger RNA from Quercus lobata, 1757 nucleotides. RefSeq names its product rust resistance kinase Lr10-like. Gene Ontology annotation, biological process: protein phosphorylation. The record is from RefSeq and is a predicted model, not a curated record. The transcript is spliced from 2 exons. Bases 119 to 1609 code for a protein of 496 amino acids. NCBI's taxonomy places the organism in Eukaryota, Viridiplantae, Streptophyta, Magnoliopsida, Fagales, Fagaceae. Gene Ontology annotation, molecular function: ATP binding; protein kinase activity.